Messenger RNA from Melanaphis sacchari, 863 nucleotides. RefSeq names its product translation initiation factor IF-2-like. The record is from RefSeq and is a predicted model, not a curated record. The transcript has 4 exons. Lineage: Eukaryota; Metazoa; Arthropoda; Insecta; Hemiptera; Aphididae. The coding region runs from base 98 to 763 and encodes 221 amino acids.
ACGUCUGCCAGUCGACCGACGAACAACGACGACUACGACUACGACGAAGGCUACAGCUCGGCAUAGUUGUACAUUGUACAGUUUACAUAUCUUAGAAAUGGGAUGCGCUGGGAGCAAUCCUCUGCCGGCUAGCGAUGCGAUGGUGGCAUCGGCCACCUCUGACAGUCGCACGGUCACAGCCGACGCGCCACCGAUGUCCGACGCCGACAAAGCGUGUUCGAUGGUCAAGAAGGCAGUUAGCAACGUCAACAUCAAUGACAUGGUCAAGAAAAUCCAAGACGUCGGCGAAAGCAUGGAAAACUUGAUGGACGAAACUCAAGAAAAGUUCAGUUCAUUAUUUGGAAAAGCAGAACAACAAGCUGAAGAUGUAGAAAAAUCAGUAGAAGAAAAAGUAAACGAUGUUACUUCAGCUAUGCCAGAAAAACCUAAAACACAAGAAGUUAUUCUUCUUACAGUUGAAGAAACUAGAAUAAUACCAAUAGACUUAAUCAAAUCGGAAAUUCUAACAAAUGGAAAUGAUUCCGUGUUUGAAGAGGUAAUUAAAAAAACAAAAGAAGAACAGAAAGAAACAAAAACAGAAGAUUCUCUGAUUGAUAUAAACGUAAAACAAAGUGAGAAAGAAGAAAAAGUCGAAGAAGAAAAAGUCGAAGAAGAAAAAGUUGAAGAAAAAAAGUCUGAUGAAGAAUUAGAAGAAGGAGAAAAAAUUGCUGAAAAAGAAAGUGUUGAAGAAAAUGAAAAAAAAAGUGAUGAAAUAGAAGAGUAAAUAUCAAAGAAGGUAAAAUAAUUAAAGGAUGGCUCAAAAAUAUAUUUAAUACAUUUUAUAAAAAGAAAAAACUAUUUAAAAGAUUUAUAUUUCUAGUGGA